Messenger RNA from Pelmatolapia mariae (spotted tilapia), 4200 nucleotides. It is a transcript of the gene ganabb, whose product is annotated as glucosidase II alpha subunit b. Gene Ontology annotation, cellular component: glucosidase II complex. Gene Ontology annotation, biological process: N-glycan processing; carbohydrate metabolic process. The coding region runs from base 255 to 3089 and encodes 944 amino acids. Gene Ontology annotation, molecular function: glucan 1,3-alpha-glucosidase activity; carbohydrate binding. The record is from RefSeq and is a predicted model, not a curated record. The transcript has 25 exons. NCBI's taxonomy places the organism in Eukaryota, Metazoa, Chordata, Actinopteri, Cichliformes, Cichlidae.
UAACACUGCUGUCAGACAACGGGUGCAUUAGUGCGUGUGUAAAAACGUAGACGUUUAUUUAUUGUUAAAUUAAAAAUUCGUGGCGGUUUCCUGUUGUAUUUUUCCGUCUUGAGCACUCACUAGCUAGCCCGCUUAGCUGAUGCGUUAGCUUUUAUUGCCUCUUCUCCUUGUCGGCAGUCUGAGCACAUCCCCUCAUCGGGAUUUUUACAGUAGGGCUGGGAAUGAGUCUUUAAUUGCAGGACCAGCGUCUGAGGAUGGCGCCUCUCUUGGUAGUCGGGCUGGCUUUGUGCCUCAGCGGGACUUGGGCUGUGGACAAAGGCAAUUUCAAGACCUGUGAGCAGAGUGCGUUCUGCAAGCGUCAGCGAGCUUUGAAGCCUGGAGAGUCUCCUUAUCGAGCCCUGCUGGAGACCAUGGAGCUGACCAACACCAGACUCACCCUGCAGCUCAUCAAUGACAACAACAAGGUGCGUCUGUUGCUCGAGCUCUACCGCCUCCAGGGAAACAUAACGAGGGUGAAGAUUAACGAGCUUAAGCCUCUGAAACCUCGCUAUGAAGUCCCAGACGUGCUCAUCAGGGAGCCUACCACAGAGCCCCUAUCUGUCUUGUCUCAGGACGAGAACGGUGUGGUGCUGUCCCUAGGGGUGGAGUCUCAGAGAGUCAUUAUUAGCGCCCGGCCCUUCCGACUGGACAUCAUGGAAGGAAGCGACGUGCUGAUGUCUCUGAACUCGCGCGGCCUGCUGGCCUUUGAGCACCUGAGGAUGCGCAAGGACACUUUCUCCUAUAAAGUAACUAGCACAGUGGCUAGCGUGUGGGAUAAUAUCAAGAGGGUAUUCUCUAGUCAGGCAGACCCAGAGGCUGAGAAGAAGGAGGAGGCUGAUCCAGCAAAGCAAGCAGAGACAACGAAGGAAGAGGAAGAGAAAGUAGAAGACGGGAUGUGGGAAGAAACAUUUAAAUCGCACACAGACAGCAAACCUAAUGGUCCAUCUGCUGUUAGUUUAGAUUUCUCAUUGCCAGGAGUCGAGCAUGUUUAUGGUAUUCCAGAACAUGCAGACACUCUCAGACUCAAAACAACAGAUAAUGGAGAUCCGUAUCGACUCUAUAACCUGGAUGUGUUCCAGUAUGAACUGUAUAACCCUAUGGCCUUGUACGGGUCUGUCCCAGUGAUGCUAGCCCAUAGUGCCCAGCGAACUACAGGCAUCUUCUGGCUUAAUGCUGCAGAGACCUGGGUGGAUAUUAGCUCCAACACAGCUGGAAAGACUGUUUUUGGGAAAAUGCUAGAUUAUGUUCAGGGCUCCAGUGAGACACCACAGACAGAUGUGCGUUGGAUCUCUGAAAGCGGCAUCAUUGACGUCUUCAUUAUGCUGGGACCAACUCCUAAAGACGUCUUCUCUCAGUACGCCUCUCUUACAGGCACUCAGUCUUUCCCUCCACUGGCUUCCCUGGGAUACCAUCAGUGCCGCUGGAAUUACAAUGACCAGGAGGACGUGAAGUCGGUCGAUGCCGGCUUUGAUGAGCACGACAUCCCCUACGACUUCAUCUGGCUCGAUAUCGAGCACACCGAUGGGAAGCGCUACUUCACCUGGGAUCCACACAAGUUUGCAACCCCGAAGGAGAUGCUGCAGGGUCUCAUGGACAAGAAGCGCAAGAUGGUUGCUAUUGUGGACCCCCACAUUAAAGUAGACAGCAACUACAAGAUCCAUAAUGAAAUCCGCUCUCUGGGUUUCUAUGUCAAGAAUAAAGAUGGUGGCGACUAUGAAGGCUGGUGCUGGCCUGGAAGUGCCAGUUAUCCAGACUUCACUCGUGCAGACAUGAGAGCCUGGUGGGCCAGCAUGUUUGCCUACGAUCAGUAUGAGGGCACCAUGGAGAACCUGUAUACAUGGAAUGACAUGAAUGAGCCGUCGGUCUUCAAUGGGCCGGAGGUCUCUAUGCACAAGGAUGCAAUGCAUGGAGCCUGGGAGCAUCGUGAUAUACACAACCUGUAUGGUUUAUAUGUGCAAUUGGCCACGGCGGAGGGUUUGAUCCAGCGGUCAGGAGGAGUUGAGCGACCAUUUGUCCUGACCAGGGCCUUCUUCGCUGGGUCUCAGCGCAUCGGUGCUGUGUGGACAGGAGAUAAUGCUGCUGAGUGGGACCACCUGAAAAUAUCCAUCCCCAUGUGUUUGAGUAUGGGCCUGGUUGGAAUCUCUUUCUGUGGAGCUGACAUCGGUGGCUUCUUCAAGUCUCCCAGCACUGAACUGCUUGUGCGUUGGUACCAGGCGGGUGCUUACCAGCCAUUCUAUAGAGCCCAUGCCCAUCUGGACACGCCCCGCCGCGAGCCCUGGCUGUUUGGUCCAGAAAACACUGCAUUGAUCCGUGAAGCCGUGCGCCAGCGCUACACCCUCCUGCCCUACUGGUACCAGCUGUUCUACCGCGCAUAUGUGACAGGAGAGCCCGUCAUGAGACCUCUGUGGGUGGAGUAUCCUCAGGAUCUGGCUACUUUUGCUCUGGAAGACGAGUACUUAAUCGGACGAGACUUGCUGGUGCACCCAGUUGUUGAGGAGGGAGCCAGAGGAGUCACUGCCUACCUGCCCGGCAAAGAUGAGGUCUGGUUCGAUGUCCACACCUUCCAGAAACACAACGGAGCCCAAAACCUUUACAUUCCUGUCACCAUGAGCUCUAUCCCGGUUUUCCAGCGUGGCGGUUCCAUAAUUCCCAGGAAGCUUAGAGUCCGCAGGUCCUCCACCUGCAUGGAGCAUGACCCCUACACUCUCUAUGUGGCUCUUAAUCUCCAGAGAACUGCAGAUGGUGAGCUCUACAUAGACGAUGGCCAUACUUUCAACUAUGAAAAGAAGGAGUUCAUCUACAGGAAGCUUACCUUUGCCAACAAAGUCCUCUCUUCUGUUAACCUUGCUCCUGAUGCCAAGUUUACUACCGAUUCCUGGAUUGAACGUAUUAUCGUACUGGGAGCCAGUAAACCCAGCAAAGUUACCCUUAAGACUGCUGAUGGCCAAGAGAAGCAGCUGGAGUUCGAUUUUGACGCCUCCAUGUCUGUUCUGACAGUCCGUAAGCCCGGCAUGAACGCAGGGGCCGACUGGACCGUGACGUUUCAGUAAUUGCGAAAGAUGAAAGAGGAGGAAGCAGGAGAGGGGAAACGACUGAUUUGAACCGAAAGUGUGCAGAGGGAGAGAGAGGGAAACAGAAAAAAGGCACUAAUACCCAUAACUAACUAAAACAGAGUAAGAUAGGCAACAUGGUGGGGUAACAAGACACUGAUUACACGCACACAGAGAUUCAUGUAUUACCUGUUAGUCGAUCUGAGCCACUUUACUUCUCUGCCAUUUCCCUCUUGUGUUCACACUCUAAUACGUAACAGAGAGAGUUCAGGGUUAUUGCUAGAUGAACAAUUAUGUUUUGCCACAUUGCUCGACCUGUUUGAUUCAUGUCAUUGUUAGGAAUCUUUGGGGUAAGACAGAAACUUGUUUUUGUUUUGUUUUUUCGUCCAUUUCAUUUUCCAUCCAGUUUGCCUCAGAAAAAACCCCCCAAACCAAUCCACUGUUUUCCAUUUAAAAUGAAGGUUCACUUUCAAAGCCUCCAUCUGCUGCUGAUCCCCUCGAUGCUCAUCGAAAACUCAUUUCAUUCCUCUUUUAAGAAAAGCACUUAAAUUGACUUAGAUUCAGGCUGUCUUUUUUUGUUCCCUGUAUUGCAGAAUUUGUGCACAUGGUUAAUCAACCGGCACCGAUCUGGUUAUUUACCUGCUGCUCAGUGAGGGGAUUUGCAGCUGUUGUUUAGAACAAAGUUGGCAAUGGGAAUCACUUCAGGGGACUGAACCACUGACAAUUUGUGGCUCAUUCUGUUGAUGUGCUUUCAUUGUUUUAUCUUUUUGUUUUCCAGCAUUGUUCAAGAGAUUUUUUUUCCCUUAAAUGCACUUAAAGAAGAAUGAGAACUGAUUGAAAUGAUUAUGUGGAGGUGGGUUAUGCUCCACCUAGUCAAAUGAUCUGACCUUUUUUGUAGUUUUGUUCUGGGAGGGUUGUUUUUUUUUUGUUUGUUUGUUUGUUUUUGUUUUUUGCUUGAUUGCUUUUAUGAUCACAACCAUACGCUUAGUUGCAUUUUUGUUGGUGAUGAACUGGUGGAAAUGGAAGUGAAGGAUCGGACUUCAGCUCUCAAAGUUGUCAGAUGUACUUUAAAAAGAUGAGACCAAGUGAAAAUAAAAUUGAUCAAAUGUAA